AAUAUACUUGAGUUUCUCUUUCACGUCCUUGCAUAUGUUGAGUCAACACAAAAAGAUAUGGAGACCACCGGGAAGUUCCUCUACUUUACGAUAAUUCUGCUACAAUGUCACGUACACCCGCUCGAGUCUUACAACGUGCCCUGUGCCUUCAAUUCUAUGUGUCUCUGCUGGCUACAAGACGAAGAUGAGUUUACACGGAUGGACAUCAGCUGCCUUGGUGUUUCUUUUUCUCGAUUUCCCGGUAGUGAAGUAUCGAGCAGUUUACGAUCACUGGAUCUGAGCUAUAACUCCCUGGAAGAAAUGCCGUUCAAAGCACUUCGAGGAUUGAAAAAGUUGAAUUGGCUCAACAUGCACAGUAAUCACUUGACAACUCUGGACGUUGAUUGGGGCCACGUAUCAGAAACAUUGACCAACGGAUAUUUCGGCGAUAACAGCAUAACCGAGCUUCCGCGAGUAUUAUCCCACUUUAAAAAUUUAAUAUCGCUCAAUUUGGACGAUAAUAAUAUAAAACAAGUGCCAGAAGAGUCGCUGCCUCGAAACAUCCGUACACUAAGUUUGAACAAUAAUUUGAUAACUCAUUUCCCUCUGAGUGUUAGCAAUUUAGAGUCACUGAGCUGGUUGUAUCUGCGCAGUAACUUCAUUAGAAUACUAGAGUUACCCUCAUCCUUAAAAAGUAACUCCCUCGAAUCGAUAGACCUGAGUGACAAUUUAAUAGAGUCUAUUCGAGUUAUCACGACAUCUGUCAUUAGUAACACCGUAAACAAAAAUUCAACAUCAAAAGUUAUAGUUAAAGAUUUUAAUUUGUCGAACAAUAAGUUGUCAGUAAUAGCAUCUGGCGUUUUCCGGUUUCUCGAAACUCGUCGGCUCCAUCUGUCAUCAAACAAUAUAAGUUACAUCCAUGAGGAAGCGUUUACCGGUCUCGAAAAUACUUUGGAGUACCUAAAUUUGGAUAAUAACGAUCUACAUAAUAUCCCAAGUGCAUUGUCGUCUCUCACGAGGAUCGCUUAUCUCUACCUAUCUAAUAAUAAUAUUUACAAUAUCACCAGUGACACUUUUGAAUCAUACAGUGGGUACUUACGAGUCUUGUCUUUAGCGACGAAUAAUUUAGCAGCAGUGCCUGUUGGAGCACUCGCUCCUUGCAAAAGGUUACAGCAUCUAAAUUUGGGUUACAACAAGAUUACCCACGUAUUUCCUGGGGACUUUGAGUGGGCAACCAACCUCGAGGUUCUCCUUUUACGGAACAAUGCUCUGUCAAAACUAAAAGCCGACACUUUCAAGGGCGCUUACAAGCUUAAAGAACUCAGCUUGUCAUUCAAUCAAUUGACCGAGUUAGAUGACAAAGCGUUCGCUGGAACAGAAGAGACCCUGGAAAUGCUCGAGCUGAGUUUCGCCUUUUCCACAGACAUUUAUCCAAAAUCGGCGUUGUCUCCGCUAACCAAUUUGCAGUGGCUGGUCCUCGACAACAACAAUUUCCAUUUACUAGAACCGGAUGUCCUCUAUCCGUUCAACCAACUCCGUUACAUUAAUUUGGAGUCGAAUCGAUUGCAUUAUCUCCCGGACAACCUAUUUUUGCCGCAAGUUCACGGGGAAUUGCGUGACAUCAAAAUGGGGUAUAAUUACCUAGAAGAGCUACCAGCUAACCCCUUCAAAAAUUUAACGGAACUGAGGACGAUUGAUCUGACAGGAAAUCGAUUGAGUUAUUUGUCAAGUGGGACUGUUGAAGACUGUGGGAAAUUGGUGACUGUUUCGCUGGCUUACAACCGAAUAACUGCUAUGGAGAAGGCCGCGUUUCGACGAUUGUCAGCUCUCAGGUUUCUAAAUUUGGAAUUUAACGGUUUAACUACUCUUGAUCUCGACGCUAUUGUUGAGUGCGGUGGAUCAGUAUUCUCGCUAAAUGUCUCUUUCAAUUCAAUCUCGGUUAUUAAUUCCGAGUUCAGACUAAUCAAUCUCACGGAAAUUGAUCUGGGGUUCAACAACAUUACUACGCUACCCAGUGACACGUUUGAUGGGUUGCCGAAUUUGAGGACUCUCGAUUUGAGGGGCAAUUAUCUUACUACUCUUCAUCCUGGCACAUUUGCAUUGGAACAUCUGGAGACACUAAACCUCCAAGACAAUCGACUGUCGACAUUAAGAAAGCAGACGUUCCACGGGACAUCAUUUUUACAGGAAUUGGAUCUGAGCCGAAAUUCACUGUCGCAAUUAUCUACGGAGCAAUUUCGUAAUCUACGUAAUCUACGUAUCCUGAAUUUAUCAGGAAAUCACAUAAGAUCGUUAUCCCGCGACGUGUUCGAGGGUACACGUAUCGAGACACUGGAUUUAAGCUCUAAUAGAAUCAGUAUCGUGCCUUCCGCAGCAUUCCUCGAAGUGGGUUACACACUGCGCGACUUAAAUUUAGCUGAAAAUUUAAUAGAACACUUGGAUUCAUCUGCAUUCCCAGUUUCUCAGCUUAUUAACUUAAAUCUCGCGGAUAAUCGUCUGACAAUAUUGCCCGACAAUUCCUUUGUCGCGCUCAACAGACUCCUGAGUCUUAAUCUCUCAAAAAAUUACAUCCAAGCUAACUUCAAAGAGCUGUAUCAUUAUCUACCAGAUUUGAAGCGGCUAUACAUGGCUAAUUGCGGUCUGAAAACAGUUCCUGUCUUACCACUGAGCAAUCUCAAUAUUCUUGACUUGUCAUUCAAUGCCAUUCAAGUUCUUGACCAAGCUAAUGUACAGUAUCUGACCUCCCUCAAAGAAUUGAGCCUCGUUAACAACUCCCUGAAUGCCGUCCCAGACGUCAGACUAAGGAUUCUACGACACCUAGAUCUAUCGGACAACCCCAUUGAGGCUCUGGAGAAGGAGACUUUCUACGGGUAUCCGCGUUUGGAGAGCCUGGUAUUACGUAAAUUGCGUCGUAUUAAAUUUAUCGACAAUGAUUGUUUGCGUUACUUAAAGUACUUGAAAGAACUGAGCAUCCAGACGUGGCCUUUGGUUGAUAAUUUUAAUUUACAACGAGUUUUAAGUGGAUUACCUCUACGUACAGUGGAGAUAGAAGUAACAGAGAAAGUCCUCUCGACGCAGAUACAUAAUACUUUUACAAAACGACUGAGGGAGCUUACGAUAACGGGUCAAGAGCUUGAGGCGAUUUCCUCCGAAGCAUUUUUGACCAUACAAGGGGGGAAGCUUAUUCUCAGAAUCAAGGACACCCACGUAAGACGCUUCCAAUCGGAUAUAUUUUUAUCACUGGCACGUACCAUGUCCCAGCUUACACUUGAUUUACGCAACAACCAUAUCAACGAGCUCAGCCCUUCAGUCAUCUACGGCAAUCUCUCAUGGGAAACUGUUGGCACGAAUCUCGUUGCCGGUGGUCUUCAGGUGUCGGGGAAUCCCCUGGAGUGUGAUUGCGAGAUCGCAUGGCUAAGUCUCUGGUUACGUCGAUGGCUCCGUGAGGCCCGGCAAAUUCACACAGCCUCCCAGUCAGAUGCACGACAACUUCGUAGCCUCGCUGGACGAGCAGUCUGUACGGAAACCACCCCGUCUUACUCGUCAGAUCGAGUGCUUCUUACCCUUGGGACGCCUCACACUGCUUGCCAAGCGUCCGCCUUGAGCCCCGGACACCUCUCACGACCGCCAUUACCCAAGCGACUCUUGUUUUUCCUCCUUUUUCUCAUCAGAUUCAGCAUCAACUCUACCUAG
Molecule: messenger RNA, 3672 nt
Organism: Cotesia congregata
Lineage: Eukaryota; Metazoa; Arthropoda; Insecta; Hymenoptera; Braconidae
Source: the annotation of a GenBank genome assembly